CAGAGACACGCUGACGAUGGGACAGAGACACCACAGAGGGACAGAGACACCACAGAGACACGGACAGGGACACAGAGACGCAGAGCCCCCUAAAGAGACGCAUAGACUGGGGGAUGUACACGCGGACAUGCAAACCGACAAACACAAGAGAGAGACACAGAGACACGGACAGAGACUCGGGGAGACACCUCUCCUGCUAUUCCACGCGGAACGCGGUGAGAGAGUCGGCGGUGCCACGCGAGCCGCUUGGACGGAACUCCGGGAAAUUAUUGAAAAACUUCAGCAGCAGCAGCAGCGUUGAUCGCGAAGUCGGCCAGAGAACUUCGAGCAACACGCGAGCGAGUCACGUGCAACACGCGAGAGCGUCACGCGCAACACAACAAAGUCGCGAGCAACACGCGAGAGAGUCACGCGCAACACACGAGCUUCACGUGCAACACGCGAGAGUCACGCGCAACACGCGAGAGUCACGCGCAACACGCGAGAGUCACGCGCAACACGCGAGAACGUCACGUGCAACACGCGAGAACGUCACGUGCAACACGCGAGAACGUCACGUGCAACACGCGAGAACGUCACGUGCAACACGCGAGAACGUCACGCGCAACACGCGAGAGAGUCACGUGCAACACGCGAGAGAGUCACGUGCAACACGCGAGAGCGUCACGCGCAACACGCGAGAGAGUCACGUGCAACACGCGAGAGCGUCACGUGCAACACACGAGAGAGUCACUUGCAACACGCGAGAGCGUCACGUGCAACACGCGAGAGCGUCACGCGCAACACGCGAGAGAGUCACGUGCAACACGCGAGAGUCACGCGCAACACGCGAGAGAGUCACGCGCAACACAACAAAGUUCGCGAGCAACAAGUUCGCCAAACGGAAGAAAAAAACACGUCAUCGUAAAAGGGGCAAUUUAACAAAAUCACUCAACGCAGUCGCCAACGCUUCGGGCAACUUGUGUGUACACAAAAUAAGUAAGCGACACAAAGACAAAGAUCCCCCGUAUAGCCUUGAACAGACUGUUGUGGCAAGUGCUGUUGGCGAGAGGCAGCUGCUAUGA
This is a messenger RNA of Petromyzon marinus (sea lamprey), 1064 nucleotides long. Lineage: Eukaryota; Metazoa; Chordata; Hyperoartia; Petromyzontiformes; Petromyzontidae. The record is from RefSeq and is a predicted model, not a curated record.